Tribolium madens (black flour beetle) is the source of this 1264-nucleotide messenger RNA. RefSeq names its product probable phosphoserine aminotransferase. The transcript has 5 exons. Gene Ontology annotation, cellular component: cytoplasm. Gene Ontology annotation, molecular function: O-phospho-L-serine:2-oxoglutarate transaminase activity; pyridoxal phosphate binding. Gene Ontology annotation, biological process: L-serine biosynthetic process. The record is from RefSeq and is a predicted model, not a curated record. The coding region runs from base 81 to 1187 and encodes 368 amino acids. Lineage: Eukaryota; Metazoa; Arthropoda; Insecta; Coleoptera; Tenebrionidae.
UGUGUAGUAUAUAAAGAGUCACCAGUUUGAAAGUGCACAGUACAGCAAUCAGUUGAUAAAGUUCUAGUGCAAGUGUAAUUAUGGGAAGUAGCCAUUCAGCCUUAAAUUUCGGAGCCGGCCCUGCCAAACUCCCCCGAGAGGUGUUAGCCCAGGUCCAAUCCGAGCUCCUUUCCUACCAAGACAGCGGGAUGAGUCUCAUGGAAAUGAGCCAUCGUGGCAAAGAGUACACGAAAAUUAACAACGAUGCACAAAAAGCAAUCCGCGAGUUAUUGAAUGUUCCAGACAACUACAAGAUUCUCUUCAUGCAAGGGGGCGGGACCGGGGCCUUCGCCGCCGUGGCCUUGAAUCUGAUGAACCGCACCGGCGUUGCCGAUUACGCCGUGACGGGAACUUGGUCCUCGAAGGCCGCCAAAGAGGCCGCGAAGUACGGCAAAGUGAAUUUAGUGUUUCCUAAAGCCGACAAGCCUGGAAGUAUUCCGCCGGAGUCGAGCUGGACAUUGAACCCUGACGCUUCUUAUGUCUACUAUUGUGAUAAUGAGACUGUUGAUGGAGUCGAGUUUCCCUUCAUCCCGACCUCACCUCACGGCGUGCCAAUUGUCAGCGACAUGUCUUCCAGUAUUAUGACAAAAAAAAUCGACAUUUCCAAGUUCGGGUGUAUCAUCGCGGGGGCGCAGAAGAACAUCGGCCCUGCGGGCGUCACUGUUGUGAUCAUCCGGGAAGACCUCCUCGGCAACCCCAUGAAAAUCUGCCCUUCAGUAUUCGAUUUCACAAACAUUAGUCAGCAGAAUUCCGUUCAUAACACACCUGCUACCUUCUCAGUUUACGUAAUGGAGAAAGUCCUGCAAUGGAUCAAGAAAAAUGGCGGCCUUCAAGCUAUGGAAAAUCAAUCGCAAGACAAGAGUAAACUUCUCUACGAAGAAAUGGCCAACUCGAACAGUUUCUACAGUUGUCCCAUUGACGAAAACUGCAGAAGUAGGAUUAAUGUGCCCUUCAGGGUUGGGGGCCCUCAAGGCAACGAGGAAUUAGAAGCGAAAUUUUUAGAAGAAGCCGAAAAACUUAAAAUGUUCCAAUUGAAAGGUCACAGAUUAGUUGGUGGAAUUCGAGCGUCGUUAUACAACGCUGUGACGCGUGAUGAAGUUGCGCUUUUAGUUAAAUUUAUGAAAGAAUUUAGAACGCAGUUCGGUUAAAUUAAUGUCUAUUCAAAUUCCAAUGUAUUUAUUGUAUUGUAUUAAGUAUUUUUAGGAAUAAAUAUUUUUUCAAGUUA